Molecule: messenger RNA, 2282 nt
Organism: Suillus subalutaceus
Lineage: Eukaryota; Fungi; Basidiomycota; Agaricomycetes; Boletales; Suillaceae
Product: armadillo-type protein
Exons: 4
Coding region: 105-2282 (725 amino acids)
Cellular component (GO): eukaryotic translation initiation factor 4F complex
Molecular function (GO): translation initiation factor activity; protein binding; mRNA binding
Source: RefSeq, a predicted model, not a curated record
CACUACUUAACGUGGGAGUAGGGGAUUUAAGCAAGCCUCAUUGCAAGGAGUGUAUUAAGACCUAGCCAUGGACCUGUCGGACGAUCCCAUAUGUAGCGGGGUGGAUGGGGUUCUAUCUUUCUGGCGGAUUGGGCGCCAAUCUCCAACUCCUCGUCAUGUCUUCCAACAUUCAGGUCUCCGCAAGUGGUCAACCUCACGCUGAUGAUCAGAAACUCUCCGUUCCAAGCUGUUUCCAGACGGGCAAUUUUCCGUCCCCAGGAAGCAAACUUACCAGCGAGGAGCGGUUUGCCAUCUCCAACACCCGUUCUGCUUCAACUAGCAGUGCUACUUCCCAGUUUCGUUCCACGAUGGUGCGUACACCCAGCACGGGCGGCCCUGGCCGUCCCAUGAAUGUCGUCAUAGCCUGUAGACGCGGUGGGGAGAGGGGUCGUGACGCUAACAAGGCACCGAUGUCCCAGCAACUUGAAGGACAUAGUUCUGGCUUUGGUGCUGCACCUAUCCUGGGCACUGGCUUUGAGCCCGUUGUACCUUUCAAAUUGUCUGCCAACCAUUGGGUCCCUACGAGUACGACCCGGAAGACUCAAUCUUAUGCUGAGCUGGUGGACCGUGAGGUCAAGGCGCUGCUCAACAAGCUCACGAUGGAGAAAUUCGAGACAAUUUCAGACCAGAUCAUCCACUGGGCCAACAAGAGCGUGAAUGAGAAGGAUGGGCGGACGCUUAUCCAAGUCAUCCGGUUGGUGUACGCGAAGGCAAUUAAUGAGGCUGCUUGUAAUGAGAUGUAUGCGCGUUUAUGUCGGAAGAUGAUGGAGCAGAUCAGUCCUGAGGUUCAGGAUGAUGAGCUCAAGAACACAGAGGGCAAGCCUAUUGCCGGCGGACAGCUGUUCCGGAAGUAUCUCAUCAACCGGUGUCAGGAAGACUUCGAGCGCAGGUGGUUCGCCAAGGAAGCUACUGCUGCUGCAGCUGCGGCGAAGGCUUCCGACGAUCAUGCAACCAAGGCUGCUCACGAGAAGAUUGGCAGGAAUGACGCUGAGCUCUGUUUCGAGGAGUACUACACUACAGAGAAGGCGCGACGUCAGGGUCUUGGUCUCAUCAAGUUCAUCGGCGAGCUGUUCAAGCUGCAGAUGCUCACGGAACGUAUCAUGCACGAGUGUGUGAAGAAGCUGUUGGGCGCCGAGAACCCGGAGGAAGAGAAGAUUGAGAGCUUGUGUCAGCUGUUGAAGACGGUUGGCCAGUUGCUUGACACGCCGAAAGCCUGCGCGCAUAUGGAUGUUUACUUCACGCGCAUGAAGGAACUCGGCAAGAGCUUCAACGUCAGCUCUCGCAUGCAGUUCAUGCUUCAGGACGUCAUUGAGCUGCGUGACCGCAAAUGGGUCAGCCAGAAUACCGUUGCUGCGCCUACGACGAUUGCUGCUGUUCACGAGCUGGCCGCUAAGGAGAAGGUAGUUGCAGAGAAAGAGUCGUUCAACCGUCGAAUAAGCAUGUCUCGCGGUGGAUCUCGACGCGGUGGCCACCAGAACCAAGAACACGGCCCUGACGGCUGGGCUGUUGCCGGUGGCAGCUCUGUUCCACAGGCGCCUCCCAAGGCUGGUGAUCUGUCGCAGUUCGGCAAAAUCAGCAAGGGCCCAGCCAUGGCAAUGGCAAUGGGUCCAAGUGGCGUCUCUGUGGUCGGCAGGAAGGACAGCAAGCGAGAGACACUUUCGAAUUCGAGAUCGAACAUGUUCCAUAUGCUCAAUCAGAACCCUGAACUCGCCGCUGAGGUGUCCAUGAAACCCAGUCGUUCGUCGAGACUUAAGCCGGGCGUGGAUCUCGGUCAUACUGAGAACGCCACGACUCCUUCGGAAGAAGAACCUGAAGGUGCACCCACCGCCAUGUCAGAAACAGACGUGAGGAAGAAGAUUGAUGAAGACGUGAAGGAGUUCUUUGCUGUUCGCAAUCUUCAAGAGGCCGAGGUCUACUUCACCAAUCUUCCUGACGGGCACCGCUUCCGGCUCGUGGACAAGCUGGUUGCGUCCGCACUCGAGAGCAAGGAGGCGGAUGCGAGGUUGGUCGGUGAUUUCUUUGCGCAGGCUACGAGUAACGGACAGUGUACGCUUGAGGUCAUUGAGGAGGGGUUCAUGCCCACGGCGGAAUUUUUGGAUGAUAUUGCCAUCGAUGCACCCAAGGCGUUUGACUUUAUGGCUAUCAUGCUCAGGGGUGCUGGGUGCCAAAAUGAGCCUGAGAGACUGUACCGGAUUGCUUCGAAGCUCGAGGAUAGCGACAAGCUAGUCUCUCUCGUGGUUUAA